Ananas comosus (pineapple) is the source of this 1900-nucleotide messenger RNA. RefSeq names its product cytochrome P450 76A1. The record is from RefSeq and is a predicted model, not a curated record. NCBI's taxonomy places the organism in Eukaryota, Viridiplantae, Streptophyta, Magnoliopsida, Poales, Bromeliaceae. The transcript has 2 exons. The coding region runs from base 90 to 1655 and encodes 521 amino acids. Gene Ontology annotation, molecular function: monooxygenase activity; heme binding; iron ion binding.
ACAUAAACAAGAGAGACUGUGAGGCUAGGGUGAGAGAGAGAGAGAGAGAGAGAGAGAGAGAGAGAGAGAGAGGAGAGGUUGUGACAUAAAUGGAGAGGUCGGAAAUGGUGAUCCUGAGCCUUGUGCUCCCUCUCCUCCUCACCUUACUGGCCCUAGUACUCGUGGCGUAUCAGCGCCGCCUUAAUCCGAAGGCGGCGGCGGCAUCGCAGCCGCUCCCCCCGGGCCCGACGCCGCUUCCGCUGAUCGGCAACCUCCACCAGCUGGGCUCGCUCCCGCACAAGUCGCUGGCCCGGCUGGCCCGGCGCUACGGCCCCGUGGUGACGGUGCACUUAGGCGCGAUGACGACGGUGGUGGUGUCGUCGGCGGCGGCGGCGCGCGAGAUGUACAAGGAGCACGACGCGGCGCUGGCGGGGCGCAUGGUGUACGAGUCGAUGCGCUACGAGCGCGCCAACGAGGGGUCCAUCAUCACGGCGCAGCCCGGCGCGGAGUGGCGCAUGCUGCGCCGGCUCUGCACGACGGGCUUCUUCGCCGCGGCGCGCCUCGACGCGCUGCAGGGCGUGCGGUCGCGGUGCGUGGCGGGGCUGCUGCGGCGGGCGGACGACGCGGGCGGCUCCGGGCGCGGCGGCGUCGUCGACCUCGGCCGCCUGCUCUUCCUGACGGCCUUCAACCACACCGGCAACCUCGUGCUGUCGCGCGACCUGCUGGACUCCAAGGAAGGCAACGAGUUCUUCCACCACGCGGGCCGGAUAAUGGAGAUCGUCGGCCGGCCCAACGUCGCCGACUUCGUCCCGGCGCUGCGGCGGCUCGACCCGCAGGGGAUCAGGCGCGGGAUGGAGGGCCACAUCCGGCGGGCGCUGGAGAUCGUCGCGGGGUUCCUCAACGAGAGGAUCCAAAGACGCGACAAGGAGGGCAGCGGCGACGACAAGAAGAAGGACUUGCUCGACGUGUUGCUGGAUUUCGAAGGGGACGGCGUCGAGGAGCCCAAGAAGUUGCCCUUCGACACCAUCGUCAAGGUGGUGGUGGAAAUAUUCAUCGCGGGGAUCGACACGACGGCGGGGACGAUGGAGUGGGCGAUGGCGGAGCUGAUCAAGCACCCGGAGGUGAUGAAGAAGGCGCAAGCGGAGGUGCGCGAGAACAUCGCGGCGAGCAAGGAGUACCUGGAGGAGAAGGACGUGAUCAACCUCCCCUACCUCAAGGGCGUGAUCAACGAAACCCUGAGGCUGCACCCUCCCCUCCCCUUCCUCGUGCCGCACAAGUCCCUCAAGCCCUGCACCCUCCUCGGCCACGGCAUCCCCUGCGACACGCAGGUCUUCGUCAACGUGUGGGCGCUCGGCCGCGACCCGUCGACGUGGCCCGAGCCCGAGGUGUUCGACCCGGCCCGCUUCGCGCCGGAGAACCCCGCCGCCGCCGACUACAAGGGCCACCACUACGAGUUCCUGCCGUUCGGGUCGGGGCGGCGGAAAUGCCCGGCGAUACCGCUGGUGUCGCGGCUGCUCCCUCUCGUCAUCGGCUCGCUGCUCUACGCCUUCGACUGGCAGCUGCCGUGCGGAGCCGAUCCGACGCGGCUCGACAUGAGCGAGCGCGUGACCAUCUCGCUGCGCAAGGCCGUCCCGCUCCGAGUGCUCGCCGUGCCGCAUAAAUCAUGGGCUAAGUGAAUUACGUACAUUGAUGGCAAUAAUAAACAAGAAGAAGAAGAAGAAGAAGAGCAAGAGGAGCGAGGAGAUAUAUGUAUCAACUUUGUGAACUUAUUAGGGUUUUCUUUUUUUUCUUUUUUCUUUUUUUUUAAAUCUCUCGGCUCCUUUCACUGCUGCUACGUACGUACAAAAUGGCUACCCAUCUAUCGCUGUUUAUGUGAUUUAACGUGUGGAAAUAAGUGGCCACUGGCUCUUUGUUUCAUUAA